CCUCAGAAAAACCUGUUUCUUUGUUCAACCUAGAAAUGCAUCUAAACGAGGGGAGUCAUCCGGGAUCAGCAAAAUCAGCAGCAAAAUCAAGGGUGUGUUCAAGAGCCAGACCAUGGAGGGCGCUGUACUGCCAGCCAGUGCCUCAGGCGACAUGGACGACGACGUGGUGGAGGAGGCGACCAUGGUGACGGAGGACGAUUCCCCUGUUGAGCUGGCCGCCACACCGGGCACCCAGAGGAACCUGUUGGCCUGGAGCAUCACCAUCCCUUUCAUUGACUUCUCUGACGAUGAGGCCAAGAGGGAGAAAAUCCCCGUCUUCUGCAUCGAUGUGGAACGCAAUGACAGGAAGGAAGCUGGUCAUGAAACUGAGAAGUGGUCAGUGGUCAGAAGAUACCUGGAGUUCUACGUGCUCGAAUCCAAACUCACGGAGUUCCACGGCACAUUUACAGAUGCACAGCUUCCAUCUAAAAGAAUCAUUGGACCAAAGAACUAUGAGUUUCUGGCAUCAAAAAUGGAAGAGUUUGAGGAAUAUUUACAGAGGCUCCUGCAGCAUCCAGAGCUCAGCAACAGUCAGCUGCUCGCAGACUUCCUGUCCCCUCACAUGGAGUCUCGGUUCCUGAACAGGACGCUCCCUGAUGUCAGUCUCGGGAAAAUUUUCAAGUCUGUCCCAGGGAAGCUGAUAAAAGAGAAAGGACAGAACUUGGAGCCUUUCAUCCAGUCUUUCUUCAACUCCUGCGAGUCACCCAGUCUUAAACCCAGCCGCCCCGAGCUGACCAUCCUCAGCCCCCUCGGCAGAGAACAACAAGAAGGUAACAGGAAAUAUAUUGUUUAACACAACUCUCACUAA
Messenger RNA from Monopterus albus (swamp eel), 847 nucleotides. Its product is annotated as sorting nexin-14-like. The record is from RefSeq and is a predicted model, not a curated record. The transcript has 7 exons. Gene Ontology annotation, molecular function: phosphatidylinositol binding. Lineage: Eukaryota; Metazoa; Chordata; Actinopteri; Synbranchiformes; Synbranchidae. Bases 113 to 832 code for a protein of 239 amino acids. Gene Ontology annotation, biological process: autophagosome maturation. Gene Ontology annotation, cellular component: late endosome.